GGAUCCCACAAAUUUUGCCCUUUUCAAGCGCAGCAUCGAUCUCCUCCAUUCAAGCGCAGCAUCGUAUCCCACAAACACUGCAAACAUCCAUCGGAACGAGUUUGGUGGAAAUUUAAUCAACGGCAAUGACUGCACCGAAAAUUGACUCCAACGACAGGUGAUCACAUGAUCGAAUGCAGUUCCAAAGAGUCUGGGCAAGCGUGCAAUGUUGUUUGUGGUUUUAUACCAUCCACGACUCCAAUAGGCCAGCCAAACACCCUGCUACUGUUAACCUUCAUCACCACUAACCUUCACCACCACUGUUCUUCCGACUCCAUUUAACCAUACGAAUUGUUUCUCCUAAACAACAAUUUAUAAAAACAAUUUAAGAAGAGAAUGAUUUCAUCUGCUCACCUCAACAACAAUUAGAUUCUCGAAUUGUGAAAUUGGUUCUGGUGGUUCUAGUAGUUUUCGAGGAUGUCGAGUUCGGGUUCGGGGUCUCACUUUGCCGUGCCUAAGUUCGAUGGAAAGAGUAGCUUCACUCUUUGGCAAAGAAGGAUGAAGGAUCUCCUUGUGCAUUUGGGUUUGGCUAGAGCUCUUAAAGGAGAUGAGGCGAAGCCGGAGAAAAUGAGUGACAAUGAUUGGCAGGAGUUGUGCGAGAAGUGUGUCAGUACCAUCCGGUUGUGCAUUGCAGACUCUGUCGUUAAUUGUGUUAUUGACGAGGAGUCUCCGGCGGCGAUAUGGGAGAAGUUGGAAAAGCUGUACAUGGCAAAAAGCUUGACCAACAAGCUUCUUUUGAAGAGGCGGUUGUAUCGGUUGCGGAUGGAGGAUGAGGACACCUUGGUUGGACACAUGAAUGUGUUCAAUGGUUUAAUAGACGAGUUGAAACGGGUUGAUGUUAAAAUCGGUGAGGAGGAUCAGGCAUUGCUUCUCCUUAAUUCUCUCCCGGAUUCCUAUGAGGUUUAUGUGGAUACCAUAUUGUGCGGGAAGGACACGAUUACCUUGGAGCAGGCACAAUCAGCUUUGUUGUCGUUUGAUGCGAGGAGGAAAGACAAAGCUGGGGUACGGAGUGACGAUGCAGUCGCGGCUAUUGCUCAUGGUGGUGGGAGAGGUCGUUCGUCUAUUAGGGACUACAAAUCAAAGCACGGAAGGUCCAAGUCCCAGAACACAUCUAAGAACGAGGUGCGUUGUUACAAGUGUGGCGAGCUCGGGCAUAUUAGGAGGGAUUGUCCUAAGAAGUGUGAGGGGAAAAAUGAUGCCAACUUGGUUCGAGAUGGAGAGACUGGUAGUAGUUCUCUAGGAAAUGAAAGUGACGAGUUGUUCAUGGUCGCUAACGGUUAUGAUGAAGCUUCCGGCAAUGAUUGGGUGCUUGAUUCUGCAUGUGUGAGUCACAUGUGCUCAAGGAAGGAACAUUUUGAGACACUUCAGGAAGGCAUGACUAAGAUUUUGAGGUUAGCGGAUAACUCGACGGUGGCGGUCAUGGGUGUUGGAGUGGUGAAAAUGAAAAUGUUCGAUGGGGUGGUGAGGACUUUGGGUAACGUGGCAUGCGUUCCAAAGUUACGACGGAAUCUCAUUUCACUUAGUCAAUUGGACUCCGAGGGAUACGAGUACAAGUCUUGUGGGGGAGUGGUCAAAGUAACUAAGGGUAGCACGAUUGUGAUUAAGGGGGAGCUGGAUCACGGUUUGUAUCGUACGGUCAGGCAUACGGUGAGAGGUGAAUUGGAAGGAAAGGGAGGUCAACGCGUCUCGUUUGCGGAUGGUGCAACGAGGGUUCAUUGUUUCUAGGUUGAUGAUGGUGUCUCUUGAGUUGGAGGGGGAGAUUGUUGGGAUUAUUUCCAAAGUUUUUCCAACUCAAGAGUCGGGUCCCUUUAUCUUCCUGUCUCAUCAGUUUUCCUUCAUUUAUUUUUGAUUUUGGUAUUGGAAAUACCAAAAGGUUGCUGCAUAAUAUUGUGUUUAUUACUCUUGGAAUUUUAAUGUGGCUGUUGGUCUUUCUUUGGAAUGCUCCGUAUGCUUCUUGUUGUCCCAUUAUAAAACUUGGUCAUUGUU
Molecule: messenger RNA, 2025 nt
Organism: Cuscuta campestris
Lineage: Eukaryota; Viridiplantae; Streptophyta; Magnoliopsida; Solanales; Convolvulaceae
Source: the annotation of a GenBank genome assembly